Molecule: messenger RNA, 1017 nt
Organism: Linderina pennispora
Lineage: Eukaryota; Fungi; Kickxellomycota; Kickxellomycetes; Kickxellales; Kickxellaceae
Product: DUF1692-domain-containing protein
Exons: 3
Coding region: 1-1017 (338 amino acids)
Biological process (GO): retrograde vesicle-mediated transport, Golgi to endoplasmic reticulum; endoplasmic reticulum to Golgi vesicle-mediated transport
Cellular component (GO): Golgi membrane; endoplasmic reticulum; endoplasmic reticulum membrane
Source: RefSeq, a predicted model, not a curated record
AUGGGUCGCAAGGGCGGGCUGGCAGCGCGGUUCCAGAGCCUGGACGCGUAUGCCAAGACAAUGGACGACUUUAGCAUCAAGACGCGCUCAGGCGGCAUCCUGACAGUACUGACAGGUUUGAUUAUUUUUGUCCUGGUGGGACACGAAUUCGCCGCAUACCGCAGGGUCGAAAUGCAGCCAGAGCUAGUGGUGGACAAGGAGCGCAUGGAAAAGAUGCAGAUAAACCUGGACAUGAGCUUCCCGCGGGCGCCAUGCGUACUUUUGGGUCUGGACGUAAUGGACUCGUCGGGCGAGCAGCAGAUAAACCUGUUCCAGCACGUAACCAAGACACGGCUGAGCAAGACCGGAGCAGAGCUGGGCGUGGACGACUCGGCGCGAUUCAAUGCCAGCAAGGCCACGCCGCCGCCGGAGACAGGACCGGACGGGAAGCCGUACUGCGGGAGCUGCUACGGGGGCGUGCCGCCAGCCAGCGGCUGCUGCAACACGUGCAGUGAGGUGCACCAGGCGUAUAUUGAGCGCGGGUGGGCAUUCACCGACCCAGAGUCGAUCGAGCAGUGCGUGCGUGAGGGCUACACGAAACACAUGAAGGAGCAGCAGGGCGAGGGAUGCAGGAUGCGCGGCUUCAUUGAAAUCAACAAGGUGGCGGGGAACUUCCACAUUCUGGCUGCUUCGGCCGCGAGUUCUCAGGCCCAGAGCAACCCUUUGGAUGGCGUUGUGAAGACUGCCAAGACGCAGGCCAUGCAGUACCAGUAUUUCACAAAGAUCGUCGGCUCUGAAGUGCGCUACCGCAAUGGUACCGUGCUGAAAUCCAACCAGUACUCAGCCACGGAGUUUGCGCGCGGCGACCAGCCAGACAUGCAUGUGCGGGUGAACCCGGGCGUGUUCUUUAUCAUGCGCGCUUCGCUGGGCUCAUUCCUGACCGGCGUGUGUGCCAUCAUCGGCGGUAUCUUCACUGUGGCGCGGCUCAUCGACGGGUUCGUGUUCCGCACCGAGCGCGCUUUGCAGAAAAAGCACUGA